Daphnia pulicaria is the source of this 3183-nucleotide messenger RNA. RefSeq names its product probable E3 ubiquitin-protein ligase bre1. The record is from RefSeq and is a predicted model, not a curated record. The transcript has 8 exons. Bases 94 to 2790 code for a protein of 898 amino acids. Gene Ontology annotation, molecular function: protein binding. Lineage: Eukaryota; Metazoa; Arthropoda; Branchiopoda; Diplostraca; Daphniidae.
GCUUUCCCGAGUUCCUAUUCAGUUUCAACUUUAAAUCGAACGUCGAUAGUCGUGUCUACUUGGUCAACUAUAAUACUCUUGAGAAAGUUUCGGAUGGAAAUGGCUAUCAUCUUCCUCAUCAUCUUUUGGGCUGCCGUUGGCUGCAAUUGCCAAUCGGACAACCCCUUUGCUUCCUCUUCUUGGGCUAAACUGCAAAUCUCACCGGACACGUUAGGUUCCAUGGAGUACGGCAACUUUCUCAUUGAGAUUUACGAACACGCCAAUAAUCACAAAGCGACGACCACCCCCAACCAGAAAAAGUAUUACUACUCUCCCAUUGCGCUACUGGACCACAAAAGUGCCAACAGUACAUACAACAGAGUCACGAAACAAUCAGAGAUGAGAUUCCGCAUUGAAAUGUGGAACAACAAAGUUCAAAAUGAAGUUGUCAAACAUUUGAACGACGUCGGCCAUGAAGUUAAAUCAAACAAAGUGACAGUUAUUCCCUUUGAGAAGGUCAUUCUCACGAGCAAAAGACCCACAGUGGAUUAUUCGCUAUCGCCAGAGUGGACCAAUUAUGACAAGAGCAAAACCUUGAGACUUUCUCUGUCGUGUUAUGACCAGAAAAUCUGCGACGAACUUGCCAACGAAAUGCGAUCCGAUCCCGAACAAUUCGACCACUUUAAACUCCUUUACAGUUUGUCAUCACAGACGUCGCAAAUCAAACAGACGACCAUCAGUAUCAACAGUGUCACUUCCGGUCAAAUGGUCACUACUCUUUUACAGAAAUUUGAAGACAAAAAAGAAAUUUUUCUGACGGCCAACGACGAGAAGAAAAUGUUGUCGGAAACGGCCACCAACAUCCGAAUGGACACAUUUGACGACUCGGAGGUCGGGUCGCCUGAUACGGAAUCGCAAAUUUUGAAUAUUUUAAAGGAUUUGCUGGUCACGUCCAAGGCGACCAUAACUAAACAAAGUGACAAGAUGUGGGACUCUGUUUUCUGGAUUGAAGACAAUUACCGGCCAGACAAAACGACGAAAACUUUGAAUGAAAUCAUCAACAAACUGGACACGGAAACUCAGAAGAAAUUGGCGGACAUGUAUCAAAAAGCGGAGAAACAAUCGGAGAUAACCGAAAAGUCAGAUUCAAGUAGUAAAGGCACGGAUAAAAGACGAGAGAAACAAGUUCGUCACGAAAACCAAACGAAAGAUAAGAAUGAAAAUGAAAUGAGAAGAUCACAAUCAACGGAUCAAGAGCAAUCCAGCCGCAAUCAAACGCGCGAUGACCAAUCUAAAACCAAUAAAGUUGACGCGGAAGUCAGUGGCGGUGGGUUCUUCUUUAGUUUAGACGCUGAAGUCGGAGUCGAAAAUAACAACACGCACAACACCGAACAAGAAAACGAGAAUAGGGAAAUCGCCAAGAAAAGUUCGAAUGAACAUAAUAGAAAUGUAGAGAAUAAAGAAAGAUUCCAACACAAUUAUGACUCAAACAGUUGGGCUGACGUGGAUAGAAUCAGUUCAACAAUUUCAGGGAAAAUGGCAAUCGAUUCAGACAGAUCCCGUCGAGUCGAAAUUUCGGAGGAGGACGUGGAAAAGUUAUUGCAAGAAAGUAGAAACCACGUCCAAUGGGACGGAGAAAAAUUCGUGCCCAAACCGAUGCAACUGAGCAGAAUCAAUUUGGGCAAAUUUCGUGACUCUCAAACGUUCCAGGAUCGCAACGUCCGUGUCCGUUACACAAACGCUGAACUGUCGGCGCCGAUCAAAAUUAUGGAACACGCAGAAUUGACUGUCACUGACGAAUGGAACAACCUGAAGGAGGAACUCAAAGACACUAGAGAACUGCUAAGAACAACUGUGGCGAACUUGGAGAAGAGGAGUACCGAAUUAGAUAACACCAGAAUCUAUUUUACUAACAAAUUGGAAGCGACUAACCAGAAGUUGGCGAAAACUAAAAUCGAGUUGGAGAAAUCGACGGCCGAUUUAAGGCAAACCGUCGAUAUUUUAACAGUAAAACUAAAUUUGACGGCAAAAGAAUUGACAGAAACGAACAUCAGCGCCGGAAAUUUGUCAACGGAACUAAAAGCAACACAAAAGGAGAUGGAGGCCACCCAAAGGACAUUGGAAUCAACUAGGAUCGAACUGCGUGACACGAAUUCCAUCGUCAAUGAUCUGUCGGAGAAAUUAAACGCCAGAACUAUUGAAAUAGCUGACAUUGGUAAAAUACCAACCUCCUGUGAAGAUCUUAAUCGCAUGGGACACGAAAUCAGCGGAAUCUUUUUGGUGAAAGGACCGAAAAAGAUGGAAGCGGUGUAUUGCAACUUUGACUCUCAAAGUGGAAAUGACAAGCAAAAAUGGAUCGGAUACGCCGACGUCAAAUCCCAUCCCGUCCAUUUCUACGUCCAGAGGAAUUCUACAUUUGAAACCAAUGGGACCCCAAUUCCGUUCGAUUUGGCGUGGGUGAAUGAAGGAAACGCCAUGAAUUUAACUUCGGGAGUUUUCACGGCGCCGCGUACGGGAACUUAUUUCUUUUUCUUCACGGGAGUGGCGACAUUUCCAGUUUCGGCAGGUCGUGCUCAGCUUGGUCUUCACCUGAACGGAGGUGAAAUCGGAAAGAGUGUGAUUGAAAAGGCAAAUGUCCUCCUUCGUCAAUGGAGUGUCUUGUCACUCCAAUCAACGCUAAGCUUGAAAUCGGGUGAUCAAGUUUGGGUGCAGAUGGAUGUCACAUCGUGGUCGUACAUGUACGACAGCAGUGACCACCUGACACAUUUCACUGGGUUCAUGUUGGACGAGGAAAUUGUAGAGUCCCUUUGAGAAUUUUUUGUUUUUAAUACUUCUAAAAGCGCAAAAUGGGAAUCAACUAACACUGACUCGCAAAUUCAUUUUCUUAAUAGAAAAAUACGAGGUAUAGUUAAGGGAAAAGAAGAAAAUGAAUUUUACUCAUUUAAUUUUGGGAUGGGAAAUUCUCUCCAAAACUUUUGCCUUUUAUUUUCUAGUAGCUAUAAUGGGUUGAAAAAUCAAUCACUUCUGUGUUUAAGAAUGGGAUUUUUUUUCUACUGCAUGCGCAUGGCAUUUGUAGUUGAGUAUUUGUGCAGAAAAAUUCACGGUUUUUAUCAUGGAAUCACGGUUUUGCACGGUUUUGUAACAGGCUUUUUGCUUCAAAAAUAAACGAAAGAAAAUGAAAACUCGUGUUGAUUGCCAGAUCUA